CAUCAAAUCCGACAGAACGGUUUCUCAUACACUUCGUCAACAUCCGAUCUUCGAAUCCCAUCAACACACACCCGCAAGCCUUCCUCUCUCUCUCAACCGAACCGAGCGAACACAGCAUAAACACAAUACUCAAGCAAAUCGCCCACCAUGCCAAAAGCAGAAGUCGGCUCAACGAGGUACCUGAACAACAAGCUCAAGAGCAAAGGCCUACAGCGGUUGCGGUGGUACUGCCAGGUUUGCGAGAAGCAGUGCCGCGAUGAGAACGGCUUCAAGAUGCACACGCAGUCCGAGUCGCACGUGCGGCAGAUGCUCGUCGUGGGCGAGGAUCCGAAAAAGUUCCUCAAUGAGUACAGCAACCAGUUCCUUCGCGACUUCACUCAGCUGCUCCGCACGGGUCACGGCGAGAAGCAGGUGCAGAUAAACCACUUCUACCAGGAGUACAUCGCAAAUAAGGAGCACGUGCACAUGAACGCGACGAAAUGGCCCAGUCUGACCGAGUUCGCGAAGCACCUGGGCCGUGAGGGCAUCUGUCGUGUCGAGGAGAACGAAAAGGGUAUUCACAUCUCGUGGAUCGAUAACUCGCCCGAGGCGCUCAAGAGGCAGGAGGCGUUGAGGAGAAAGGAGGCGCAGGAUCGGGGGAACGAGGAGGUUGAGCAGAUGAUGAUCCGGGAACAAAUCAAGAGGGCACAGAAGGCGGCCGAGGCGAGGGGGGGAAAGGCGGAAAACGAAGAAGAGAGGGAGAGGGGACUGCGGAGGGCCGAGGGAGAGAAGAUUUCUCUGUCCUUUGGGGCCAAGCCUACGGCGGCGGCGAAGGAACCGUCAAAGUCUGCCGAGCCCGAGGCCUCGACGACAGCGCCAGGAGACGUGGCAGAAAAGAAGGACGACAAACCUGCCGACAAACAGCCCGAGAAGCCGUCUCUCGGUGGGGGCCUGUCGCUCAAGAUGACGGCGAAACCGCAGACGAAGAACGUCUUCGCUCAGGCCAAGAAGAAUACCCUUUCUGGCGGCGGCAAGAAGACGACUAUCGAGCAGCCUAAGAAGAUGAGCGAAGCCGAAAGGAUCAUGAAGGAAGACAUGGAGAGGCAAGAGAGAAAGCGGCCAAGGGGGGGGUCUGGGUUCGGAGGAUUUUCGUUCAAGAAGCAGAAGAUGGACCAGCAGUGACUUUUGUUGCCUGGUCCUGAUACGAGACAAACAACCGGCGUCUGGGGAACAAGGUGCAUCAUUCAUGCAACAAAGAAUAAUGGGCGGUCAGCAUGGGGCAUUGGGUACACAAUCUUUUU
Molecule: messenger RNA, 1280 nt
Organism: Colletotrichum navitas
Lineage: Eukaryota; Fungi; Ascomycota; Sordariomycetes; Glomerellales; Glomerellaceae
Product: domain of Kin17 curved DNA-binding protein-domain-containing protein
Exons: 1
Coding region: 148-1161 (337 amino acids)
Biological process (GO): DNA damage response; DNA replication
Cellular component (GO): nucleus
Molecular function (GO): double-stranded DNA binding
Source: RefSeq, a predicted model, not a curated record